Molecule: messenger RNA, 1200 nt
Organism: Gilbertella persicaria
Lineage: Eukaryota; Fungi; Mucoromycota; Mucoromycetes; Mucorales; Choanephoraceae
Exons: 5
Source: RefSeq, a predicted model, not a curated record
AACAAGAGGCCAAGAAGAUUGAAUGCCACUUACCUCAAUGCCUUGCCUUUAGAUGAAAGGUUGAAAUGUCUUACAAAUACCUAUAGCAAGGGCAAUAUUUUAGAUUUUGUCCCUUCAGGUAUAAUUCCUCGUAGACUUGCAAGCGUUAUCUUGAAAAUCUUCUCCGAAUUGACAUUAGUAUUACCAUUAUCCUACAGCACACAGGAACAUAAGAUUUUUCUACAAAUCUCCCGAUCAACUUCCUUAAAUGAUAUCGAGGCCAUUACCAAGUCAAUUCUUCUUGUUCCACGCACUGGCUUACAGCCAUAUUUAUACAUUUCUUCUUCUAUUAAGCUACUGCUCUAUCAAAGCAAUCAGCUAUUAGAUACAACUCACAAGGAAGGAUGGUUUCAAGGGCAUGUAUACGCUGAUUUAUUCGAUGCAGUUUUUCUAUUUGACCCGUACUAUACUACAAAAAGAACCGAAUAUUAUGCUAGCACGAUCAAAUAUUUGAAAAAGAAGAAGCAAAUAGAUGAAAAUGAGAAGGAUAUAAAGAUUGAUUUUAUUUUAUUCAACAGCCAACUCGGGGACGUGUUCUCUUGUGAAGAUAAGCCUACUGAUGCCAAAGAAAGUGAAGUUGAAGCUGAUAUAAACAAAGCAAAGGAUUUGAGAGAGAAGAGACUGAAGCACAUUCAAUCAUUGCUACCUCACCCAUCUUGUAUAAAACAUAUUAAAGUUAUCAGUUCACAAUCUCAUAGUCUUGUUUUAACUAUCUAUGGCUCAAGGAUAACUAAGGAUGGAAUAAUCAUACACUACCAGAAAAGUACUGCUACUAUCCCCUCCCAAGCUUCUAAUAUGCCACAAGUAGCACAUUUUCUCCUUACUGUAAUAUCGAUUAUCAUGAACCUUAAAAAACUUAUUGCUGGCUUACAAGACUCAAUUGGAUUUCAGACUUACCCUUUCAAUAGUGUCAACAACAAUAUGUUUUUCCGUGAAGACUCGACCCUUUCAUCAUCAAAUUCCAGUAGCAAUGAUACUAGCCUUGGAAGUCUUGGAAGUUUUGGUGACAAUUGGAUUGAAGUGGAACAAACAAGAAGGAUGCUUACUUUGAUCGACGAGAAAAUUAGAGAGAUCGGAUAUGAGUGCUGUGAAAAUUUGGCCAAGAAUCACCUUUGGCCAAAGGGUAUUAUUCAUGAAAAUUGCUUGUUUGACAACUUCUGA